This is a messenger RNA of Morchella importuna, 393 nucleotides long. RefSeq lists its product as uncharacterized. NCBI's taxonomy places the organism in Eukaryota, Fungi, Ascomycota, Pezizomycetes, Pezizales, Morchellaceae. The coding region runs from base 1 to 393 and encodes 130 amino acids. The record is from RefSeq and is a predicted model, not a curated record. The transcript has 6 exons.
AUGAAAGAUAUGAGAGACAACAAUGGUGGAGGUGAGGUUUACGGCUUCGUUACAACGGGAGAAACUUGGCGUAUGCUCAGAUACGAUGAUAUAUCUUUUAAGAUGACACGGAAGAUUGAGGUACUCUUUGAAGGAAUGGGUCAAGAGAAAGGGUUAUGGAUGAAGGAUUACUCCGCUCUGGUUGAUUGCAUCUUUAGAUGGGAAGAUGAUCUUCACUGGGGACCAAUGUCGCACCCUUCCGUCUCUAGUAACGUUUUCGCUUUCUUCAAUCUGACGGGGUGGGCCACCUCGCGACCGCGAGGCCUUGCUCCUACUCAGGAAUCUCUGCCAGCUCUUAUGUAUAUAGUCACUCAUUGUCAGCUCCCGUACCAACUCCAAUACCGCCUCCAAUGA